Aspergillus brunneoviolaceus CBS 621.78 is the source of this 1416-nucleotide messenger RNA. RefSeq lists its product as uncharacterized. The coding region runs from base 1 to 1416 and encodes 471 amino acids. The transcript has 2 exons. The record is from RefSeq and is a predicted model, not a curated record. Gene Ontology annotation, molecular function: RNA polymerase II general transcription initiation factor activity. Lineage: Eukaryota; Fungi; Ascomycota; Eurotiomycetes; Eurotiales; Aspergillaceae. Gene Ontology annotation, biological process: transcription initiation at RNA polymerase II promoter; RNA polymerase II preinitiation complex assembly. Gene Ontology annotation, cellular component: transcription factor TFIID complex.
AUGUCGGAGACCCCCCGGCCGUCUCUGAAGCUCACCUUCAACAAGAACAAGGCGAAAGCAUCAGCGCCCUCGACCCCAUCUCAACCUGCCCCUCCUACGCCAAAGCCAACGGAGACUCCCCAACGCAAGAUCACGCUCAAGAUCCCACGGAAACCAUCCGUUGCCGAAGGAGCAGGAGAAGAUGAAAAGCCGAAGAAGAAAAAGCCGUCCAAGAAGCGCCCAGCAGAGGGGCCCGCGGUACCAGAACCGUCCGUCGCCGCCGCCGCCGCGACCGCAUCCGCUGCAGCAGGCCCCAAACGCCUCAAGCUGAUUAACCCGGCCAAGAAACCCGGCGUGCAGUCUAUCCGAAUCAAGAACAAGGGGCUGGUCCCUAAUCGCCCGACCGGUGUUGGCUACGAUUCGGAAGCCUCCGACACGGAGAUCGAUCCCGCGAUCGAAGAGCAGUUUAUCCUACGCAUGCUGCCCGGGGACGACUGUGAAUAUCUCCGCCGUGCCAUCGCCGAGCGCCGCUUCGACCGAUCGGAGUUCUCCUUCAAGCCGCUGACGCGCGAAGGCCGCCGUGCCAUCUUUAAGGUCCGCGACCGCCAGUACGCCGCCGCGCUGGUGGACUUGCCGUGCAUCAUCGAGGGUAUGAAGAGUUGGGAUCGGCGCGGAUGGUACAAGUCUGCGGAUAUAUGCCAGAUGCUGCUGAUCCUGGGCCCUGUGGCCAAUGAACAGGAGGCUCUGGAUUAUCCAAUACCGGACGAGGUUUCCCUGACGGAUGACAAGAACCUGCAGUAUCCGCAUGGUCUGGCGCCGCCUCUACGGUGGGUUAGAAGGCGUCGGUUCCGUGAGCGGGUCAGCACCCGGACGAUCGAACAGGUCGAGAAAGCGGUGGAGGAGAUGGUCGCGCAGGACGAAGCCUCGAUAGCCCCGCCUCGCUACGAGUUGGUGGACGCAGCCUCGUUGAAUCGGAACGAGGGUAUAGUGCAAAGUGGGGAGUAUGAAGACUACGGUGACGAGUAUUACGACGAAGAACAGGAUGCAGAGGGCGAGGUUGAUGAAGCUAUGGACGCUGGGGCUCUCGGUCCGCACUCAGACGCUGGUGUUUACCAGGCCGGUACGCCUAUGGCGACCAAACCCUCCACACCAGCAGCCGACACAUCGGGCGACGAGAGUGACGGAUCGGAUGGUGAGGAUAAUGAUGAGCCGGGCGACGAAAUGGAUGAAGAGCAGCUGGAGCAACAACGCCAGCUACAGCAGCAGCGCGAGGAAAUUGACGAGCUGGAGGCUUUGAUCCGUGCCGAGACAGUCAAGUGGGAGAAUAUGCCGAACGCCAUUCUUAAGAACAAGCUGGCCAAGCGCAUCAAUGACCUGAAGCAGGAUCUGGCAUUGAAGAAGGUAUCCAUCGGAGAAGGAGACGAUGCUGAUGAUUGA